GGUGGGAGAAAGAGAAGAAGUCUAGCGAGCUAGUAGAUAUCGGUCCUUCAUUGAUUAUUCUUUGCUAGCUAGUAGACCACGCAGUGUCGUUUCCAAUUUUUUUUUUUUUUUUUUUUUUUGGGGUGGGAGGGGGUUUGGAAAUUAAUAAUGGGAAGAGCACCUUGCUGUGAGAAGGUAGGGUUGAGGAGAGGAAGGUGGACAGCUGAAGAAGAUGAGAAAUUGAUCAACUACAUCAAACAAAAUGGGGAAGGGUCCUGGAGAUCCUUGCCCAAGAACGCAGGUUUACUGAGGUGUGGGAAGAGUUGCAGACUUAGAUGGAUUAAUUACUUGAGAGCAGACUUGAAGAGAGGAAACUUCACCAGAGAAGAGGAAGAGACAAUCAUCAACCUGCAUCGAUCUGUGGGAAAUAAGUGGUCCUUGAUAGCAAGCAAAUUACCAGGGAGAACAGAUAACGAAGUGAAGAACUACUGGAACUCUCACCUCAGUAGGAAAAUCUAUAGUUUUAGGUCCAGCGAUGGUUCCUCGGUGACCACCUUAGACAUGGUCAACAUGCCUAGCAAAUCUAAGAGAAAAGGCGGUCGGGUGAGCCGAGCGGUUGCCAAAAAGUACAGCAUGCACCCAAUCACAAAAGCUCCUCCUAUUACUACUACUACUAAUGAAACAUCAUCAUCAUCAAAGAUUAGCAGCACAAGUGGGAUUCAAGAGGCCACAACAGCAGCGCAAAAUGCACUGGUAGGUAUGGUCGAAGCCACCACACAUGGGGUACCUGAGUCCACGGCUGCAGCAGAAAAAGUUUCUGAUGACGCGGCGGUAGGUGCGGUUGAGGAGAGCGGAAAAUAUCAGUUGCAGCCAAUGGCCAAUAAUAAUUAUGAUUACGAUGAGAGCGAAGGGGGAUGCAUUAAUAGCAUGCACGAUAUUAGGUGUGGUGAUGGAGGUGAAGGAUGUGCGAGGGCAUUAUUGGUGCCCUCUCCAGAAAAGCUGGAAGGAGAAAAGGGAGUCGCGGGACCAAAUGAUGAGCUAGAUGAUGUAACUUUGCUUCUUGAAAGUGUUCUGGAGAGCGAUUUGAUGGACCUGAGCGAGAUUUCAGUGCAUACUGGGGACACAGAAAAUGAAUCAAUGUAUCCAGAAAGCGCUUCAAUUAACAAGGACAGCGACUCCGGUGCCAGCAACUCAAAUUCAGACACGGGGGAUGGCCUGUACGACUGUUUCGCACCGUUAGAUUCUUAUUUCAAUCAUACCUGGGAUGCAGAAUAUGCUGUACCAGGAUUCGGGCUUUGGGAUCAAGAAGAUGACGACGUACUAUGGCCAUGGGAGAGUUAAACCCACAAAAACAGACCAGUUGCAGUAAGUUCAACAUCAAAAUGCUUCAUCGGAGGAGAAAGGCAUAUAUCGUCAACUUUUCUUGCUGCAGCUGCUGUAAUCCCCUCUCUAAAAAGUAAUAGUCGGCUAACAUAAAAACUAGUAGUCCUGAAUAAAUUCACAAUUUUAUCUAGCAGAUUGUCGCUUUAUGGUAGGUAGCAUGUGUAGGCAAUUGAUUAUCAGCAUGUACAGUAUCAAGACAUUUGCCAAAAAUAAAUAAAAACAGCACGAGUAGAUGAGUAUUCUAACUUCCUCAAA
Coffea eugenioides is the source of this 1617-nucleotide messenger RNA. RefSeq names its product myb-related protein 330-like. Lineage: Eukaryota; Viridiplantae; Streptophyta; Magnoliopsida; Gentianales; Rubiaceae. The record is from RefSeq and is a predicted model, not a curated record. The transcript has 3 exons. Bases 148 to 1320 code for a protein of 390 amino acids.